AUGGCAGUUUCUAUUAUGAGCUUGUUGUUUGUGAUUUUAACGGAGUUUUCGUGCUUAGUUCAUGCACUUAAAUUUUACGUCGGUGGGGAUGACGGUUGGAACCUAAAGCCAUCGAAGAACUAUAUUCACUGUGCUGACGAUAUCGCUUUCAGGUCAACGAUGAAAUCGGUAUUGUUCAAGUACAAGAAAGGGCAUGAUUCGGUACUUGUUGUAAAUGAAAAUGAUUAUUCAAAAUGCAACAAAGAAAAUCCAAUAAAAAUAUUGAAAGAAGGUGACUCCAAAUUCAAGUUUGAGAAAUCAGGUCCAUUUUUCUUCAUUAGUGGCCAUAACCAAAAUUGUGAGAAGGGGGAGAAGUUGAUCGUCGUUGUUCUUUCCGAUCGCCACCGCAACACCACCCACAAUGCUCCAUCGCCGCUGCCGGAGACACCCCUCAAACCACCGUCCCACUCCCCUUCUCCAUCACCUUCUCCAUCUAUGAAUAAACCUCCAGCCCUAGCUCCAGUUGCUCAUCACUCGCCAACUCCUUCUCACGCGCCACCCACUCACUCUCCAUCCCCAUCUCCGGCCGCCCACACAGCCAUUACUCACCACUCGCCAACCCCUUCACCGGCAGCUAAAUCUCCCACCCACGCGCCGCCAGUCAAGCCACCAUCUCAUUCACCAUCUCCAUCUCCGGCGGCCCCAGCACACAUUACUCACCACUCACCAAGCCCUUCCCCAGCAUCUAAAUCGCCGACGCAUGCGCCGCCGGUCAAGCCACCUUCUCAUUCGCCAUCCCCAGCUCUUAUUACUCACCACUCACCGAACCCUUCCCCAGCAGCCAAAACUCCUUUACACGCGCCGCCGGCCCAACCACAUUCUAAAUCUCCAGCCCCUUCUCCGGCGGCCAAAUCUACUACACACGUUCCACCAUCUUAUUAA
This is a messenger RNA of Erythranthe guttata (spotted monkey flower), 921 nucleotides long. NCBI's taxonomy places the organism in Eukaryota, Viridiplantae, Streptophyta, Magnoliopsida, Lamiales, Phrymaceae. The record is from RefSeq and is a predicted model, not a curated record.